AUGUCUACCAAAGAUGAAGUGAAGCCUGUUGCACAUGUGAAACAUUUUAUGAGAGAGUUGCUGCUUGGGAGACAGGACCCUGAAGAAUUCUUCUGUCUGAGCUUGUCUUUGCUUGGACACCAGUACACCCAGGAGCAGUUUCUGGACUUGAUUGAGCCCCUAGCUGAGGGACAUGAGGAGCUGCAUGCCUGUCUUGUCACCAUCUUCCUGGAUUACUUUACCAAGGUACAGUCUGGUAAAGGCGUGGAGGAAGAGGAGCUAGAGCUGGCUCUAACCCUGUCCAUGCAGGAGAUGAGAGAGGGUGAGCUGGCAGCACAGGGGCCACUGUCACAUGUUCAAGAUUUGAGCUAUGCCCAGCGGGCAAUAAGAGGAGGGAAAGUAGUCCAAAGGAAUGGCAACUCUCAUUGCAGCAGGGCUCCUGUGCCCUGUGCCACGGAGCAGGCACAGACAGAGAGGUAUACAGAGGGACUUAUAGGGAAAAUAACUAAUUGUCAGAAUGAGAAUAUGUGUGUCACUGUCACAGAGGUGAUGUACCCACCACUGUCCAGAAGUGAUGAGGAUGUCCCAGUGGAAAUAAACUCAAGCCAAGAUGAGAAGUCAAAGAGGUCCAGGCGGAGGCGUCAGCGGAAGAGACAGCAGUUGGCCAUGUCUCUGUCCCCCUCCUCCCCUAGACCUGUCCUACUGUGGUUCAGAAGAGAUCUGCGAUUGAAUGAUAACCCAGCUUUAAUUAGCUCCUUGGAGGUGGGUGGGCCCGUGAUUCCAGUUUUUCUCUGGUGCCCUGAGGAGGAAGAGGGGCCUGGUGUGACUGUUGCAGUGGGCGGAGCUAGUAAAUACUGGCUUCAUCAUGCACUGCUGAGCCUCAACCAUUCCCUGGAAAGACUGGGCAGCCACCUUGUGACAGUAAAAGUAGAGACAUCUUCCCAGGAGGCCUUACAGAGACUGGUAGCAGACACCGGGGCAGGCACACUUCUGACCACCGCCCUGUACGAACCCUGGUUGAAAGAACGGGAUGACCUGGUGUUCACAGCCCUGCUGCGCCAGGGGGUGAAGUGCCAGUUCUACCACUCCUACUGCCUUAGGGAUCCGAACUCUGUCAGUACUGAGGGGGUGGGACUCAGAGGAAUUGGCUCAGUUUCCCACUUCAUGAGUUGCUGUCAGCAGAAUCCUGGGCCUGGGCUAGGUACACCUGUGGAUGCGCCUCUGUGCCUCCCAGUGCCCUCAGCCUGGCCACAGGGUUCUCACCUGUCUCAGCUGGGUCUGGCCAGGAUGCCACAAAGGAAAGACGGCACAGUAGUCGACUGGGCAACAAAUAUACGUAGUUCCUGGGACUUUAGUGAGGAGGGAGCCCAAGCACGCCUGCAAGCCUUCCUUCAAGAUGGUAUCUAUCGGUAUGAAAAGGAAUCCUGUCGAGCGGAUGUCCCCAACACCAGCUCUCUGUCCCCUUACCUGCACUAUGGGCAGAUCAGCCCUCGCUCACUGCUCUCUGGGUCUCGCAGUGCCAGAUGCAGGCCACCGAAGUUCCAGCGCAAGCUGGCAUGGAGGGACCUGGCAUACUGGCAGCUCACCCUCUUCCCUGACCUGCCCUGGGAGUCCUUGCGCCCUCCCUACAAGGCCCUGCGCUGGAGCACAGACCGUGCCCAUUUGAAGGCCUGGCAGAGGGGUAGGACAGGGUACCCUCUAGUGGAUGCAUCCAUGAGGCAGUUGUGGCUCACUGGAUGGAUGAACAACUACAUGCGGCACGUAGUGGCCUCCUUCCUCAUUGCCUACCUGCACCUUCCAUGGCAGGAGGGCUACCGCUGGUUCCAGGACACCUUGGUGGAUGCUGAUGUUGCCAUAGAUGCCAUGAUGUGGCAGAAUGGAGGGAUGUGUGGACUGGACCACUGGAAUUUUGUCAUGCACCCUGUCUCUGCUGCACUGACCUGUGACCCCUGUGGGUCCUUUGUUCGAAAAUGGUGUCCAGAGCUGGCAGAGCUUCCUGAUGAGUUCAUCCACAAGCCAUGGCAGUGCCCCACCUCCCUGCUGCGUCGAGCUGGAGUGGUGCUGGGUCAAAACUACCCUGACCGGAUUGUGACAGACUUGGAGGAGCGGCGUGCCCAGUCCCUGAAGGACGUGGCAGUGGUGCGGAAACAGUUUGGGCAGUAUGUGGAUAGGCACUCUGGGUGUGACCUGAUUCCCCUGCCAGACCGCCUGGUGAAAGAGGCCCUGGGCGGAGGGGACCUCAUGCAGAGUGGCAGUCGCUUCCUCCUGCCCGUCAUAACCCGAAUGGAGUUUAAGCACCAGGCACAUGACGCUGAUGCCAAGUCCAACCCCUUUGACGCAGUGCUGAAGGGCUAUGUGAGUCGUAAGAGGGAUGAAACCAUCGCCUUCCUGAACGAGCGGGACUUCACAGCCAGCGUCCUGAGCGAGAAUGCCCAGCGGAGGGACAGGCAAGAGCGGGACCAGCGUGCACUGGAGGGGCUGCCUCACCCCCCUGCUACCCGCAGUAGGGCCAGGAGAACCCCCAGCAAAGAUGUCUUCUCUGUGGUACCAGCAGGAGUCACUGCCCUACACAAGUGAUAAAGACUUCUCA
Molecule: messenger RNA, 2569 nt
Organism: Megalops cyprinoides (Indo-Pacific tarpon)
Lineage: Eukaryota; Metazoa; Chordata; Actinopteri; Elopiformes; Megalopidae
Product: deoxyribodipyrimidine photo-lyase
Exons: 8
Coding region: 1-2556 (851 amino acids)
Biological process (GO): entrainment of circadian clock by photoperiod; circadian regulation of gene expression
Cellular component (GO): nucleus; cytoplasm
Molecular function (GO): DNA binding; FAD binding
Source: RefSeq, a predicted model, not a curated record